Molecule: messenger RNA, 2732 nt
Organism: Cololabis saira (Pacific saury)
Lineage: Eukaryota; Metazoa; Chordata; Actinopteri; Beloniformes; Belonidae
Product: sterol 26-hydroxylase, mitochondrial
Biological process (GO): cortisol metabolic process; cellular response to peptide hormone stimulus; glucocorticoid biosynthetic process
Cellular component (GO): mitochondrial inner membrane
Molecular function (GO): iron ion binding; heme binding; oxidoreductase activity, acting on paired donors, with incorporation or reduction of molecular oxygen
Source: RefSeq, a predicted model, not a curated record
AUGAGCUGCCGGGACCCAGCUGGCCCACCACUCUGUUCUGGUUGUUUGUCAAAGGAUACGCGGACAAGACGCACUUUCCAGUGCUUUCAGAAGCGUCUGUACGGACCCAUCUGGCGCUCCAGGUUCGGACCGUUCGACAUCGUCAACGUGGCGUCUCCGGAGCUCAUAGCUCAGGUGAUCCAGCAGGAGGGCCGCUACCCGGUCCGAGUGGAGCUGCCUCACUGGAAGGAGUACCGGGACCUGCGGGGGCAGGCGUACGGCCUGCAUGUGGACACAGGACCACAGUGGCACCGGAUCCGCAGCGUCCUGAACCCAAAGAUGCUGAAGCUGCAGGAGGUGUCGGCCUACGCCGCCCCCAUCCAGGAGGUGGUUGGAGAUUUGCUGCGACGCAUCGAGUUCCUGCGCAGUCGCAGUCGGGACGGGGCCACGGUUUCGGACCUGGCAGCCGAGCUCUACAAGUUCGGCUUUGAAGGCAUCUCCUCCGUCCUGUUCGAGACCAGGCUGGGCUGCCUGGAGGAGGAGAUUCCUCGCGACACUCAGCGCUUCAUCGCCGCCGUCAACGACAUGAUGAUGCUCUCGGAAACCGUGAUCAUCUUCCCCCGCUGGAGCCGCAGCAUCCUGCCGUUCUGGAGGCGCUUCGUCCGGGCCUGGGACGACCUCUACGACGUCGCGCGGACGCUCAUCGACAGGCGGGUGGCUGAGAUCCAAGCUCAGGUGGACGGCGGCGAGGCGGUGGCGGGACGGUACCUGACCUACCUGCUGGCGUCGGACAGGCUGAGCAGAGCGGAGGUCUACAUCAGUGUGACGGAGCUGAUGCUGGGAGGGGUGGACACGACCUCCAACACCUUGUCGUGGGCCUUGUACCACUUGGCGAGGGACGGCCGGGCGCAGGAGCGCCUGCACGGAGAGGUGAGCGCGGCGUGUCCCGGCAAACGAGAGCCCACCACAGACGACCUGAGAAGGAUGCCCUACCUGAAGGCCGUCAUAAAGGAGACGCUACGCCUGUAUCCUGUGGUCCACGGAAACGGGCGAUUUAUUUCAGAGAAUGAGGUGGUCGUGGACAACUACUGGUUCCCCAAGAAGACUCAGUUCCAUCUGUGCCACUACGCGGCCUGUCACGACGAGGCGGAGUUCAGAAACGCUGAGGCCUUCGUCCCGGAGCGCUGGCUGCGCGUGGAGGCUCCCAGCUGCCGGCGGGGCAGAGCCACGCCGGGCUUCUACCAGCACCACCCCUACAGCUUCAUCCCCUUCGGCGUGGGCGUGCGAGCCUGCGUGGGGAAGAGGCUGGCGGAGCUGGAGAUGUACUUCGUUCUGUCCCGGCUGAUGCAGCAUUACCAAGUGGAGCCUGAAGCCGGGGCGCCGACCGUGCAGCCCAAAACCCGAACGCUGCUCAUCCCGUCGAAGCCCAUCGGCCUGCGCUUCCUGCCCAGAGCCUGAUGGGGCACUGAUCCCCGGCAGCGGCGGGACUUCACAGAACUCUGCCUAUUUUAUCAUUCAUAUCAUCAGGACACCGUCUAAUAUAAGGCUACAUUUUGAAAAACUAAGUUGGAAUAAAUACAUUUUCUUGAAGGGAGUUCUGCAAAUUCUUAUCUUUUUAAAAAGAUUUGGAAAACAGCAACGUUUUACAAAAUGUAGCCAGUUAAAGCUACCUCAUCGUAUGGUUUGGAUGUUUCUGCGGCAGGAGCCGCCCCCGAGUCUGUUGGUUCUUGAACUUUCCAUCUCUGCAGCAGCGCAGCUGGAAAAACCACACGAGCUCCAUUUCUCUGGAUGCUUUCUGCUGCGCUGCUGCAGACGCUCAGCCACAGUUGUUUCCGGAGAAGAAGCCAGCUGGGAGUUCUGGGGGGACUGUGUCAUCUGUGCAGAGAAGGACACUUUACCAGCUACUUUAGUGGAGUAGCAGGGUCUGUUUCUUGAUCUUAAACCCCCUCAAGUCUUAAUCUUGUUGAGGUGAUAUGGACCCGGGCCCUUGUUCACAGAAAAACUGUGUGUGUGCAAGUGUGUGUGCGUAUGUGCGUCAGCCUGAUGACUCAGUGCACUUUGUAACAAACCCAGAAAGAGUAGCUUUUUUUAUCUGACUCAAGUUUUAAGUGACGUAAAAGAACAGCUGGUGAUUAGGAGGAACUGAGUUUGAAGGUCAACUGGUUCAUAACUCAUCCUGGAUUACAGUUUAUAUCCAACACAAACAUUCUUCUUAGAUAAAACGUGUAAUACAAAGUUUCCGUUUUGUUUUUCCUGCGAUCAACACGGUUUGAAACAGUUGAAAUGGUUUCAAAAUGUGGAAGUCCAUCAGACUGUUGUGAAAGCUGUAAAAGCUGCUGAAAUGCUUUCGCAAAGACAUUUUAUGUUUUCUAUGCAUGUUUAUGUCCUCACAUUUCUAAAGAACUGUAAAAAAAACUAAGUAAAGCUUAACAAUGAUGUUAAUUGUAAAAAAAAACUAAUUUUAAAGUUUAUUUUCUGAAUUAUGUACCUGCAGUAUUUUUAUAGCCAUUUCUAACCUGAAUGUGCUGCUUGUUUGAUGAGCUUUAUCUGUAACAAAUAAAUGUGGAAGUGGCUGCUGGUGGAGAUGAUGUCAGGUGUUUUAUUUUAAAAAGGUCAACAUUCAUCACAAUUUACUUCUGCAGACUAAUCCAAGAGGCUGCUGUUUAAUGUCCCUGUGUAGUGUGUGAAUGGUGCUUUUUGUUUAAACCAGUGGUCUUCAACCCUGGUCCUCAGGACCCCCUGUCCUGCAUGUG